AUGGCCCCAGGAGCGGUCGAUACCGCACUCCCUACAAUGUCCACCGACCGGAAAAAAGAAUAUCCCACCCCGAUCAAACCCUCCGGAUCCCUCGAUGCCUUCGAAUACGAAGACUCAACUCCCAUUAUCGGCCGGGAAUACCUCUCCAUGAACAUCGUAAACGACAUCCUCCAAGCCCCGAAUUCCACCGCCAGAAUUCGCGAUCUAGCCCACACAAUCUCCUCCCGCGGCGUCGUCUUUUUCCGCAAACAAUCCAACCUCACCAUCGACCACCAGAAAUCCCUCGUACAUCUCCUAGGUCUCGCAGCCGGCAAACCCGCCGAAUCAACUCUCCACAUUCAUCCUGUAAUGAACCAUACCUCCUCCCUCGGAGUCGGCGAUGCAGAAAUCUCCCAUAUCAGUUCCACGCAACGCGCAGAAUUCCUUAAAUUGCGAGCGGAUUACGAACAGAAUAAACAGAAAUAUAAUGAAGCGGACUGGCAUUCCGAUGUACAAUUUGAACGGGUCCCGCCUGAUUACACGUCUUUGCGAUUGACCAAACUUCCCACAACGGGAGGGGAUACGGUUUGGGCUUCGGGGUAUGAGAUUUAUGAUCGUUGUUCCCCAGCCUAUCGAAAGUUUCUCGAAGGGUUGACGGCGACUUUUGAUGGGAGUGGAUAUAAUUCCAUGGGAUCGGCUGUUUACAAAGAUCCGAGAGGAAAUCCUCAAAAUGUGGAGUUUACGUCUAUACACCCCGUGGUACGCACGAAUUCUGCCACGGGAUGGAAGAGUGUAAUGGCGAUUGGACCUUUUCCUACCAGAAUCAAUGAGUUGACGAGUGGGGAGUCGGAGGCUAUGUUGAAGAGUUUCAAGAGGAUGAUUGUGGAGAAUCAUGAUCUGUGCGUGAGGUUUAAAUGGAGGAAUGAGAAUGAUAUUGCGAUUUGGGAUAAUCGGUGUACUUUCCAUUCGGGUACGUAUGAUUAUGAGGGUUUGGGGGAGAGGUAUGGACAUCGGGCUGUGGGGAUUGGGGAGCCGCCGUAUUUGGAUCCGCAGAGUAAGUCGAGGAGGGAGGAUCUUGCUGAGAAAGGAGAGUGA
This is a messenger RNA of Ramularia collo-cygni, 1074 nucleotides long. Its product is annotated as related to taurine dioxygenase. Gene Ontology annotation, molecular function: 2-oxoglutarate-dependent dioxygenase activity. Gene Ontology annotation, cellular component: cytoplasm. The coding region runs from base 1 to 1074 and encodes 357 amino acids. NCBI's taxonomy places the organism in Eukaryota, Fungi, Ascomycota, Dothideomycetes, Mycosphaerellales, Mycosphaerellaceae. The transcript has a single exon. The record is from RefSeq and is a predicted model, not a curated record.